Molecule: messenger RNA, 1262 nt
Organism: Oncorhynchus nerka (sockeye salmon)
Lineage: Eukaryota; Metazoa; Chordata; Actinopteri; Salmoniformes; Salmonidae
Product: replication factor C subunit 1-like
Exons: 3
Coding region: 1-468 (155 amino acids)
Source: RefSeq, a predicted model, not a curated record
AUGGGGGGGGCAGCUUGGGGGGGAGCCCCCUACGCUAAACUAGACCCCAAGGUCAGAGAGGAUGGGGGAGGGGGGGGGCAGCCUGACCCCUACGCUAAACUAGACCCCAAGGUGAAAUCAGCGUUCACGAGGGCCUAUAACCGGGAGACCCACCUGACACCGUACUCCCUCCAACCAAUCAAGAAGGGCCGUCGUGGCGGGGGGGUGGAGGCAGAACCGGGAGGAGAAGGGCAAGAGGAACAGCCUGAGGAAGAGGAGGAGGAGGAGGGUGUUGCAGCUGACGCCAUGAUCAAAUUGAAGAAGGCCAAACCCUCCAAGGAGCCCAAGAAGGAGAAGACAACAGCCGGGAUUCUGGGAAGGGAAAGGGCAAAGGCAAGGGCAAAGCCAGGAAGUGACCCUAACCUCUCAGACAACAAAAAGCGAACUGUACAACACCUCUUCUCUGACGUUCUGAAGAACAAACCCUAAACGGUUUGACCACCACCUACCUGGUCUUAUCACCGUGGCGACCGGAGACAGAACCCUGGCUCUCUUCUUGACCCCUUUAAACUUAGGAUGUGCAUCCCAAAGGGGACCCUAUUCCCUAUAUAGUGCACUACUUUAGACCAGAGUCCCAUAGGGCCCUAGGUAUAAAGUAGUGCACUACUUUUGACCAGAGUCCCAUAGGGCCCUGGGUAUAAAGUAGUGCACUUCUUUUGACCAGAGUCCCAUAGGGCCCUGGGUAUAAAGUAGUGCACUACUUUUGACCAGAGUCCCAUAGGGCCCUGGGUAUAAAGUAGUGCACUACUUUUGACCAGAGUCCCAUAGGGCCCUGGGUAUAAAGUAGUGCACUACUUUUGACCAGAGUCCCAUAGGGCCCUGGGUAUAAAGUAGUGCACUUCUUUUGACCAGAGUCCCAUAGGGCCCUGGGUAUAAAGUAGUGCACUUCUUUUGACCAGAGUCCCAUAGGGCCCUGGGUAUAAAGUAGUGCACUAAAUAGGGAAUAGGGUCCGCUUUGGGACUUUACUAUAUCUUGUUAGCGCUGUGGAUUUAGAAAGGUGUGUGUGUGUGUGUGUGUGUGUGUGUGUGUGUGUGUGUGUCAGUCAUGUAAAUAUGUACCUUGUAGUAAAUAAAGAUGCUGUUGCUUUCUACUGCUCAUCGUAGACGGGAAACCUUUCUGGUCUGAACCGUCGAGACCAGCGGAUGGAUCGGUGAACGGCAGAACAGUUCUGGGUUUUUGUUGUAAAGAUUUUCACUGAUAAAUGACGACUGUAUUUACGGUA